Molecule: messenger RNA, 3048 nt
Organism: Pocillopora verrucosa
Lineage: Eukaryota; Metazoa; Cnidaria; Anthozoa; Scleractinia; Pocilloporidae
Source: RefSeq, a predicted model, not a curated record
AUGGCUACAGGAGGAAGUCCAAUUAAAAUUCCAUGUGAAAAUGAAGACUUACCUGACAAACAAAAUGCACCAGAUUUUGAUGAUGACACUUUACGAGCUGCAGCUGAUGCUUAUAGGAAUGAGGGUAAUGAGGCCUUCAAGAAAGGAGAUUCCAUCAAUGCUAUUCAUUUUUAUACCAAAGGAAUUAAAAUGAACUGCAAUGAGAAAGUACUGAAGGCUAAACUGUACAACAACAGGGCUAUUGCACAUUCUAAACUUGGAAAUCACCAGGAUUCACUAAGGGAUGCAGAAGCAGCCUUUGAGUUAAAUCCAACUUUCUUCAAGGCAAUUGUGAGAGGAGCCACUGCUUGUGUUGAAUUGAAGAGAUUUGAAGAAGCAAUCACUUGGUGUGAUAAGGGAUUAGCUAUUGACAAAAAUGAUAGGAACUUGUCGUCAUUAAGACUUCAGUCUCUCAGAGAAGUGGGAGCCCGGGCUGAUCUUUAUAGGAUCAAGGGCAAUGAGGCCUUCAAGAAAGGAGAUUUCAUCUAUGCUAUUCACUUUUACACAGAAGGAAUUAAAAUGAACUGCAAUGAGAAAGAACUGAAGGUCAAAUUAUACAACAACAGGGCUAUUGCACAUUUUAAACUUGGAAAUCACCAGGAUUCACUAAGGGAUGCUGAAGCAGCCAUUGAGUUAAAUCCAACUUUCCUCAAAGCAAUUGUGAGAGGAGCCACUGCCUGUGUUGAACUGAAGAGAUUUGAAGAAGCAAUCUCUUGGUGUGAUAAGGGAUUAGCUAUUGACAAAAAUAAUAGAACCUUGCUAUCAUUGAGACUUCAGUCUGUCAGAGAAGUGAGAGAUACGUCCAUGGAGGAAAAAGAUCACAUUAACUCUGACCAUGGUAGUCCUAGUUCAGGUGAUGUUAAGAAAGUUGUGGGUUUCUCUAACCAGGGAGACAAGCAUGGGAAGGUUAACGCCUCUCUGAGUGAUUUCAUGGCCAUGGCGUACUUCUACCAAGACCUUAAAAUAGCUAAAGAAGUAGUAGCAAAGGAUGGGGAGGCUAAAAAACUAGGAUACAAGGGUGAGGAGGGUAAAGCUUAUUGCAAUCUCGGCACUGCUUAUUACAGGCUUGGUGAUUCCAAAAAAGCCAUAGAGUACUACAAUCUAGAUCUUAAAAUAGCUCAAGAAGUAGGAGACAAGCGUGGGGAGGGUGAAGUCUGUUACAAUCUUGGCUACGUUUAUUACGAUCUGGGUGAUUUCAAUAAAGCCAUAGAGUGUCACAUACUACAUGGCAAAAGAGCCAGAGAGGUAGGAAACAAGGUUGGGGAGGGUAAAGCUCAUGGCAAUCUUGGCAUUGUUUAUCUCAUACUGCGUGAUUUCGAAAACGCCAUCAAGCACUACAGCUUACAACUUAAAAUAAUCAAAGAAGUAGGAGACAAGAAUGGGGAGGGUCAUGCUUAUUGUUUGCUUGGCAAUGCUUAUCGUGGCCUGGGAGAUUUUAUAAAGGCCAAAGAGUUGCACAGCCAAGGCCUCAAAAUUGCCAAAGAGGGCAAAGACAAAUUCACAGAGGGAAAUGCCAACUAUUCAAUAGGAUUUGAUUUUGAGUCGCAGGGUGAACUGCGAAAAGCCGUUGAACACUACCAAGCUAGCAUAAAUUGUUUAAACAAUUUAAGGAGAGUACUUCCUAAGUCUAAAGAUGAGUGGAAAGUCAAUUUUCGAAAUAGGUAUCAAAUGGCAUAUACAGGUUUGUGGAGAGUUCUCGUAAAACAAGGUAAUAUAGAUGAAGCCUUACUUGCUGCUGAGAAAGGGCGAGCUCAAGCUCUGACCGACCUUAUGGAAUCUAGUUUUUAUGUUGGAACAAGUCGGUGCAAGGGAGGCGAUAAAGAUUUAGCAGUUUUAGAGAACGUUCCAUCAGACACUGUGUUUCAGGCAAUAGACGAAGCUGACGUUAAUCUUUGGGUUGUGUCCAAAGGAAAACAAGUUCAGUUGAGACAAAGUAAACUUAAUGGUUCUGUUUCAGAGAAUAGUGGAGCAAGCCAGCCCUUUGAGUCGUUCAUGCUCGGUGUCUAUACACAACUUGGUGUUCGUUCUAAUGUGAGAUGCGAGGAUCGAUCUUUGGAUGCUUUGAGGAAGAUCCCCUCAAAAGUGAACGAGAAAACUAAAGAAGACAACCCUCAACCUCCCAUCAAACAAAACGAAUCCUUGCGUACUUUGUAUGAUAUCGUUAUAAAGCCGGUGGCGGACCUGGUUCAAGGGAAUGAGCUACUUAUUAUUCCCAAUGGACACCUGUGGCUCGCUCCUUACGCUGCAUUGAAGGAUGGUAAUUGUAAAUACCUGUGUGAAUUGUUCAGAAUCCGACUCGCUCCAUCGUUAACAAGUCUUAGACUCAUUGCCGAUUGCCCAGAUCACAAAAGCAGUGGUGCGUUACUUGUAGGAGAUCCAUGUUUAGCCGAGGUUACUAACAGCAAGGGAGAGAAAGUAUUUGAGCAGCUUCCCUGUGCUAAAGAAGAAGUAGAAAUGAUCGGAAAAAUUCUGAAUAUCACGCCAAUCACUGGCAGACAGGCCACGAAACGUGAGGUGUUGAAAAGACUCAGUUCCGUUUCCUUAGUUCACUUUGCGGCACACGGAUGUAUGGAAACUGGCGAAAUUGCUCUUACACCUGACCCACACCGAAUUUCUUCUGUGCCAACGGAGAAGGAUUACAUUUUAACAAUUGGAGAUGUGUUGAAUAUUCAACUUCGUACCAAAAUUGUUGUGCUUAGUUGCUGCCACAGUGGUCGAGGCGAGAUCAAGGCUGAAGGUGUGGUUGGCAUCGCCCGUGCUUUUAUGGGGGCUGGAGCUCGGUCUGUUGUGGUGUCCCUGUGGGCGAUUGAUGACGAGGCUACUCUCCAGUUCAUGAAAUGCUUUUAUCAACACCUUGCAGAAGGUAAACCUGCAAGCGAGUCACUGAACCUGGCCAUGAAAAGCCUCAGAGAAUCAGACGAGUUCUGCGACAUCAAAUACUGGGCGCCCUUUUUGCUUAUUGGAGAUGACGUCACUUUGACUUCAUGGCAAAGGAAAGAGGAAAUUUAA